Molecule: messenger RNA, 3601 nt
Organism: Pseudopodoces humilis (Tibetan ground-tit)
Lineage: Eukaryota; Metazoa; Chordata; Aves; Passeriformes; Paridae
Gene: MAPK12
Product: mitogen-activated protein kinase 12
Biological process (GO): MAPK cascade; protein phosphorylation
Molecular function (GO): MAP kinase activity; ATP binding
Source: RefSeq, a predicted model, not a curated record
GUCGGCAGCGCCAUGUCCUCCCCCCAGAAUGGCUUCUACCGGCAGGAGAUCACCAAGACCCUCUGGGAAGUGCGGGACCGCUACCGGGACCUGCAGCCGGUGGGGUCCGGCGCCUACGGAGCCGUGUGCUCAGCCGUCGAUGGAAGAAGUGGUACCAAAGUGGCCAUUAAGAAAUUGUACCGGCCGUUUCAGUCUGAACUCUUUGCCAAACGAGCUUACCGAGAGCUGCGUCUCCUGAAACACAUGAAGCAUGAAAACGUCAUUGGAAUUUUGGAUGUAUUCACACCAGAUGUAACACUGGAAAAGUUUAAUGACUUCUACCUCGUCAUGCCAUUUAUGGGAACAGACUUGAGUAAGAUAAUGAAACAUGAGAAAUUAACUGAAGACCGAAUCCAGUUCCUAGUAUAUCAGAUGUUGAAAGGCUUAAAGUAUAUCCACUCAUCAGGCAUAAUUCACAGGGUUUUCUCAGUUGGUGCCUUUGAUUUCUUCUUCAAUGGGAGCAAAAAUUGGCAUGGCUAUGUCAGUGAUCUAAAGCCUGGAAACUUGGCAGUAAAUGAAGACUGUGAAUUGAAGAUCCUGGAUUUUGGAUUGGCAAGACAUACAGACAGUGAGAUGACCGGCUAUGUGGUUACAAGGUGGUAUAGAGCCCCAGAGGUCAUACUUAACUGGAUGCAUUAUACUCAGACAGUUGACAUCUGGUCUGUGGGCUGUAUAAUGGCUGAGAUGAUUACAGGGAGACCUCUGUUCAAGGGAAAUGAUCAUCUGGACCAACUCACAGAAAUAAUGAAAAUAACAGGUACACCAACUCAAGAUUUUGUUCAAAAAUUGCACAGUCAAGAUGCAAAAAACUAUAUCAAAAGCCUCCCAAAAGUCCAGAAGAAAGAUUUUGCAUCCGUCUUGAAGUAUGCGAAUCCUUUGGCUGUAAACCUCUUGGAGAAGAUGCUAGUGCUGGAUGCAGAGAAGCGAGUCACGGCAGCUGAGGCUUUGAUGCAUCCUUAUUUUGAACCAGUUCACGAUCCUGAGGAAGAAAUUGAAGCUGAGAAAUACGACGACACAUUUGAUAACAUGGAUCUUCCACUGGAUGAGUGGAAACGCAUUACAUACAGAGAGAUACUGAACUUCAAGCCACCACAGACAUUGGACUCAAAGGAGACAGCAGUGUAAUUGUAUGGCUGAGUAUUUUCAGAACUCUGAGGACGGCAGAAAAGUUGUAAAUGUUCGUGACAUUUCAAGCGUAUAAAAUAUUUUGUAAGUAAGCUCUAUGUAAUCUGUUUCAUCUGCACUGUAAGAAAGAGCAAUGUCCUUUACUCUACAUGUGGAAGUUGGUGCCUUUGGGAGUAGCAUUUCAAAAAUAUCGAGAAACUUAUUUCUGCCUACAGCUUCUUCUAUCUGCACAAAAGGACUCAGACUGCAAUAACCUGGUGCCAUCCUCAAAAGAGCAGGACUAAUUCUUCAACUCAGAGAUCAGAAGAAUACAAGUUACCACCCCAGGCAAGCUGAGAACACAGUAUGUCUGAUGUGCUGUGACUGCCCUCCAAGGCCACUGAACUAUCUUGAAUGCAAGAAGUAUUCAUGUGACUUCCUCUGGAAUAUUUCACUUUGCUGAGAUGCCUGGGAAGGCUAAUCAUCUUUUACCUCAGGGACUGCAGUGGGUAGCAGAGACACAGCCCAAAUGAGUGCCUGCAUCCCCUGUCCUAUGUGAGUGGAAGUGUUGAUGUCCUAGAUUUUUUUCAAAGUAACCAGCAUAGCAGGACAAGAUUUCACAAACUUGAUAGAUGAACAGUCACUGGUUAUACAAUCACUGUAUCGUAUUUUUCUCUGAAUACAUUUUCUUUGUAUAGUAGACAUGGGAUCAAGGAUUUCCAGGAAGAAUUUCUUCAGAUUUCCUAAAAUUUUGUAAGCUCUCUAACAUCUUAGUAUUGAUUAUCUCAGAUGGUCAGCAGUGCUGAUUUUAAAAAUAAAGCCGCAUGUAGGUCACUUUAUAGAAAAUGAAACGAGGACCAAAAUGACACACUGCAGCUCUUCAUCGGGAAUACCUGCAGCAAGCUGUUCUUUUUCACAGUGUACAAAGCUUUCACCAGGUGAAGAAUAAUAAUUAUUCCCUUUUUUUGCCCUUUUGAACUUACAUUACCAGGAAAAACCUUCAGACCUUUUGUUGAGAGGUACCUUAGCAGAAGUCAACUUCCUGAUGGGAUAGAUUACUUAGAUGCUUCCCGAGUUCCUCUUGCUGUCCUCUUACUGUAAGUCUCUGAGAGGUGGGAAAAAGAGCUGGCAAACCUCUGUGAAGAAUUUCUGGGUGAAAUUGCUUGUCUUUCUUAAAGGCAGUAUUUUCACAAUUGACUGUUUGGAUGUGGGUUAUUCCCAGUGUAGUAGUACACACUGUAGUGUGUUACUACUGAGUGAAAUGACUGUGAAAGAAGACAUUUGAUCUUAGCAGGUAGUAACUGGAACAAAGAAAAAAUUACUUUGGAGGUUUUUUGCUAUAAUAUCCAAUAUAAGCCGUAAGUUUAAUAAAGACAGUUAUUCUGUUUCUUUCAAUGAAUGUUUGAAUUAAACACGUAUAAAUACUAGCAUUUGUUUAAAAAUUGUUUGUGAUGAGAGUUGAUUUAGCUGAGGUGGACACCUAGAGAGCCUAAAUAGUAAUAGAAACCUUAAAUUCAUGUAUUUGACAAGUCAUUAAAAACUACAGUUUCAGGAAUGCAUGAAAAAAAAGGCAGAGAAUGUAAAUGGAAUCAAAAUAUUUUUCCAAGCUACAGGUUCCUCACAGAGGAAGGCAUACUUAAGAGUCAUACCCCCUUUUGUGCUAUGGACUUGCUACUUGGUUUUGGUUAGUUUCUGUGUUGAACAGAAACUUUAACUUUUUACACAAAUAGAUGUUUUCUCUUAGAAUCAUAUUCUGUGGUCUUCUUAAAAGUCGUGAAAGAAAAGUGCCUAUUGAAAUUAGUGUUGAUAGACCAAGUCAAUGGGAAAUGAAAAAUGUCUCUCACUUGAAAAUUCUGCCUCUACAUUUUAAAUGGAUUUCAGCAUCCUAAAUUCUAGCAAAUGCCUAAAGUCUGGAGAUAAUGCAGAUAGCUCAAAUGUUAGUCAGACUUGGAGAGAGCAUUUUUUAAAUUCGAAAACUGCUUUGCAUUUUCUUGCUAAAGGCCAACACUUAGUUCCACAAAGUCAAGCCCUAAAAUCCUCCAUUGGCUGAGCUGAACUUUUCGCUCUUUUAAUUUUAACUUAGCACUGGAGAAGCAGCCAGCACACAUGAGAAAGACAUAAGAAAAUACUGUUAGCUUUUCUCGGUAGUGAAGAAAUACAGAACUCUUAAAGUAACUGAAGACCUUCAUGCAUGUUAGCAAAGACAGAAGUACUGCUGUGCCACCAGCAAACAGCAAAGGCAACAUCAAGUUGGUCAAGAAGUUUCUGUGAAGAGAUUGAUUUCUGCAGAAAUGGUUUCAAGUGGCAGUAGGUAUUAUUAAAAGAACUGUAAGGUGAAAGCAGAAAUACUUCACAGUGGAAGCAGCUGCUACUCCAAAGGGAGAGACUGCACUUCCUAAGUUUUUAUUUGCUGUUCCUACUUGUGCUAAGCAACUCAGGUGUAAGAACCCAAUUCCUA